Messenger RNA from Dichotomopilus funicola, 1143 nucleotides. RefSeq lists its product as uncharacterized. Bases 1 to 1143 code for a protein of 380 amino acids. Lineage: Eukaryota; Fungi; Ascomycota; Sordariomycetes; Sordariales; Chaetomiaceae. The record is from RefSeq and is a predicted model, not a curated record. Gene Ontology annotation, molecular function: RNA polymerase III type 3 promoter sequence-specific DNA binding; RNA polymerase II cis-regulatory region sequence-specific DNA binding. Gene Ontology annotation, cellular component: snRNA-activating protein complex. Gene Ontology annotation, biological process: snRNA transcription by RNA polymerase II; snRNA transcription by RNA polymerase III. The transcript is spliced from 3 exons.
AUGCUCUGGGUCAUCCCCCGUUCCUUCUAUCACGGUGUCAACAGACGCCACAAGAGAGCGGCCAGCCGGACCUUCCGAUCUCGAUCUCGACUCCACGAUCCAUCCCUGCGCCCAGCCCAGGGCGGUCCGCUCUGGCGGAACCCAUGUAUCGGAGGCACGCUGGCGGGCAACUACCGUGUAGGACCGGACUACAAUGUCGACUACGCGCCGCAAGAGCCGCAUUCGGGGCAGCAAACCCAGGCUCCGAACCCGUAUGAGACGCACCAUCACCGGGCCCCGCUCCAACAUGCCGGCCCAUCGUCCCUUCACGAUCACUCCCCACAUCCAUCUCAGCACAGCGGCAUGCAGCAGCACUACACCCCAACUCACCAUGCCCAUCCGAUCCUCACCGACCCCAGCCAUCUGGCCGGGCAUCCAUCGGCUCGACACAUGGGACAUCCUGGCCCAUCUCAUUUCGGCCCCGGUCCAGCCCAGCAUGCUGUCGUGGCGCCUCUUUACUCGUCUCUAACCCCGACGCAUGGCCAAACUGCGGGUAUGAAACGGCCACGACCCGAUGACCUCGACCUGUCCGUGCCUGGAAUGCCCGACCUCGAACAUGGCGAUCUCGAGUCAAUGCAGCAGACUCCCAUGGGUGCCACAUACGCACCGCCACCGUCCGCCCAGGCACAACAACCUCCGACGCAUCACCACCAUCGGCUCCCAGACACGGGCCCGCCCAACAAGCUCCUACGACGAGAUGGGGAAGGCAACAGCAGCGUUGGAGGUGGGGGGCCGGGGGCUCCGAGUAUGGUGGGGGCUGCGGGUAUGCCGGCGCCGGCUGCGCGGCCGAGGGGACCAAAGCUCAAAUUCACGCCGGAGGAUGAUCAGCUGCUGAUUGAUCUCAAGGAGAAUAAGAACUUGACGUGGAAGCAGAUUGCGGAUUUCUUCCCGGGAAGAUCGAGUGGGACGCUCCAGGUCCGAUACUGCACGAAACUCAAAGCCAAGACGACGCAGUGGACGGACGAGACGGAUCAAAAGCUACGUACCGCGCUCCAGGACUACGAAAACGAAAAAUGGCGCAUCAUCGCCAACAAGGUCGGCACAGGAUUUACGCCGAUCGCCUGUCGAGAUAGAGCCGCAGAAUUGUCGGGGGAGAACUUAUAG